Aspergillus tanneri is the source of this 549-nucleotide messenger RNA. RefSeq lists its product as uncharacterized. The transcript has 2 exons. Bases 1 to 549 code for a protein of 182 amino acids. The record is from RefSeq and is a predicted model, not a curated record. Lineage: Eukaryota; Fungi; Ascomycota; Eurotiomycetes; Eurotiales; Aspergillaceae.
AUGAAACUCCUCCCAGUCUAUUUGGUGGCCACCCUGGCCCUCCUUGUCUCCGCCGACAACGAGUCAACUGGCUGCUACAGCAACCCCGGCAGUAUUGAAAAGGCCAAUUCAUACACAUAUCAGAGCCCGGGACAUUGUUCCAAAACAUGUCAGGAAAAAGGAGCACAAGUGGCAGCCCUGCAUAAGGGCGCAGAAUGCUGGUGUGGUGAUUCCGUGCCAGCCAAGAAGUACCUCGCCUCGGACGAUGAGUGCAAUACUGACUGUUUGGGGUGGCCUCUUGACAAAUGUGGUGGUGAACGCGCGUGGUCUGUCUUGAAACUCGCCGACGUAGUGGCACACGAAAGCUCCAACGCUAAUUCGACUUCAACUUCGACCACGGUUGCUCGCUCUAUUUCUGCCAAAACUUCGUCAUCGGGUGGCUCAAGUGCUACGCCAUCUGCGUCUACUGCAGAAUCGGGAUCAGCUUCGCAAAGUGCCAUAUCUAAUGCGGCCUCUAGUACUUCGACCUCGGGUGCGAAUCGUCGGCUCAAACUUCCAUUCUUCCUCUAA